AUGGAUAGUGCGUCAACAUUUAUAGAGGUUGAUGUGCUUGACAUCGCCAACGUUAAAUCCAAGAUGGACCAACUUGCAUUGGCGGAUGGCAACAUGACCUUUGAUCACCAUCAAAACAAGCUCAUGCAACAGGGAGAUUGUGAUGUUGGCAAUUGCCCAAACAACCUACGAGACACGAAUGAACCAACUACCCACGCAAAGUUUUACGCGAGUCUAUAG
Messenger RNA from Plasmopara halstedii, 219 nucleotides. RefSeq lists its product as uncharacterized. Lineage: Eukaryota; Oomycota; Peronosporomycetes; Peronosporales; Peronosporaceae. The transcript has 2 exons. The record is from RefSeq and is a predicted model, not a curated record. Bases 1 to 219 code for a protein of 72 amino acids.